Molecule: messenger RNA, 4132 nt
Organism: Schistocerca cancellata (South American locust)
Lineage: Eukaryota; Metazoa; Arthropoda; Insecta; Orthoptera; Acrididae
Gene: pea
Product: ATP-dependent RNA helicase DHX8
Exons: 20
Coding region: 80-4009 (1309 amino acids)
Biological process (GO): spliceosomal complex disassembly; mRNA splicing, via spliceosome
Cellular component (GO): intracellular anatomical structure; catalytic step 2 spliceosome
Molecular function (GO): RNA binding; ATP binding; RNA helicase activity
Source: RefSeq, a predicted model, not a curated record
CUGUGGAAUGGCUGUCUGCGGUGUGUUUAUGUUUUUAUUCGCUUGUAAACAGAAAAUGUUGUGAAGUGUGGAAGUUGACAUGGAUGAAGUAGAGAAGUUGGAGCACCUUUCUCUGGUGUCGAAAAUUUGUACGGAAUUAGAAAACCAUUUGGGCUUGAAUGACAAAGAUUUAGCCGAAUUCAUAAUAGCCUUGUCUGAACAAAACUCGACCUUUGAGGCUUUCAAGAAAGUACUGAUCGAGAAUGGAGCAGAAUUCUCUGAUUCUUUUAUUGCAAACCUCCUACGCAUUAUUCAGCACAUGAAACCAAAGCGCAAUGAGAAACAAACGGAUCCUGUGAAAAGUGACAAAGAUAAAUUGGCAGAAAAAUUUCCUGGUCUCGCAAUACCUAAUGAUGUUAAGUUCCUGGACACAGAUUCACUGCCAAAAGCCAAAAAAGAAAAAAAGAAGAAAACGAAAAAAUCGUCUGCAGAUGACAUAGUAAAUCAUGCUAUGGCCGAACUGGAAGCACUUGCACCAUCUAAUAUCGGAUCACGGAAGGUGAAACAAGAAGUCAUGUCAGAAAGUCCGAGCGGAACAGAUGAAGAAAAUGAAAUAGAUGCCAAAAAAGUUACUGUACCUGAUCAGUUGUUGGCUAAAGUAUCAAAAACAGAUGGCACUGAUGAAAAUGUGGACACUGAGGUAAAAAAGGAAAAAAGAAGCCCAGAUAGAGAAAAGGAUAGAAGCAGAAGGAGUUCUAGUAAGGGAAAGUCAAGAUCAAGAAGAAGCAAAAGUCGUGACAGGAGAGAAAGAGGAAGAAGGAACAGAAGAAGUAGAGACAGAUCACGUGAUAGACGAAGCAGAAGUAGAGACAGAUUGCGUGAUAGACGAAGCAGAAGCAGAGAAAGGUCGUUUGACAGACGAAGCGAAAGCAGAGACAAAUCCAGGAGGCACAGCCGUGAAAGGCACACUGACCGAAGUGACAGAAACAGACAGAGGAAACGAAGCAAUAGUAGAAGUAGAAAAGAAAAAAAUAGAAACAGAAGCUCUAGCCCUGCUGAAAUAAAGAAGAGACGGCGUUCAGGAAGUAGAGAAUGGGAGAAAAAGUUCUCUGAAACCCAAGGAGAAUCAUGUGCUCCUACAGAACCAGAAAUAGGCAAGAUUUAUUCAGGAAAAGUUGCAAACAUUGUUCCCUUCGGUUGCUUUGUGCAACUAGAAGGGCUUCGACGGCGUUGGGAAGGUCUUGUUCAUAUAUCCCAACUACGACGUGAAGGGAGAGUAACGAAUGUUUCUGAUGUUGUCACCAGAGGGCAAAAGGUCAAGGUCAAGGUACUUUCAUGCACUGGUCAGAAAGUUUCAUUGUCAAUGAAAGACGUAGAUCAAGAAACAGGAGAAGACCUGAAUCCUACGGGUAACAAUCUGCUUCUUAAUAAGGACAGGGAUGAAGAACAGGCUCAUCGUAAUCCUGAUAGGCCCACAUCAUUGUUGGAGCUGCAAGGUUCAUUAGCUGAAGAAGAUGAAACUAACAGCCGCAAACGUGUGCACCGUAUUUCAUCUCCAGAAAAAUGGGAGAUUAAACAGAUGCUGUCUGCAGCGUGCAUUGACAAAUCUGAACUGCCUGAUUUUGAUGAUGAAACUGGCCUCCUGCCAAAGGAGGAAGAUGAAGAAGAAGACAUUGAGAUAGAAAUGGUGGAGGAUGAACCACCAUUCCUGCAGGGACAUGGUCGUAUGCUACAUGAUUUGAGUCCUGUUAGGAUUGUGAAAAAUCCUGAUGGGUCACUUGCACAGGCAGCUAUGAUGCAGAGUGCGCUUGCAAAAGAAAGAAGGGAACUUAAAAUGCUUCAGCGAGAACAAGAAAUGGACUCUAUACCAACUGGCUUGAACAAGAAUUGGAUAGAUCCCCUUCCAGAAGCUGAUGGCAGGAGUUUAGCAGCAAAUAUGCGUGGAAUUGGUUUAACUAACCAAGAUCUACCUGAAUGGAAAAAGCAUGUCAUUGGUGGGAAGAAAAGCUCUUUUGGCAGAAAAACUGAUAUGACACUUCUUGAACAGAGGCAGAGUUUACCUAUAUACAAACUGAAGGAUGAACUUACAAAGGCUGUGACAGAAAACCAAAUUCUUAUUGUAAUAGGUGAGACUGGAUCAGGAAAAACAACCCAGAUUACCCAGUAUUUAGCCGAAGCUGGUUUCACAAGCAGAGGAAAAAUUGGCUGUACACAGCCCAGGAGAGUCGCUGCUAUGUCUGUUGCAAAGAGAGUUGCUGAAGAAUUUGGAUGUCGACUUGGUCAGGAGGUGGGUUACACCAUCAGAUUUGAAGACUGUACCAGUCCUGAAACUGUAAUCAAAUACAUGACAGAUGGUAUGCUGCUGAGGGAAUGUCUUGUUGAUUUGGAUCUCAAAUACUAUUCUGUGAUAAUGUUGGAUGAGGCUCAUGAGAGGACAAUUCAUACAGAUGUAUUGUUUGGUCUGCUUAAGCAAGCCGUGAGGAAAAGGCCUGAACUUAAAUUGAUUGUGACCUCAGCUACACUGGAUGCUGUCAAAUUUUCCCAGUAUUUUUUUGAAGCACCAAUUUUUACAAUUCCUGGAAGAACUUUUCCAGUUGAAGUUCUUUACACAAAAGAACCAGAAACUGACUACUUAGAUGCUUCACUCAUCACUGUAAUGCAGAUACAUUUGAGGGAGCCACCAGGUGAUAUACUACUAUUUUUAACUGGUCAGGAAGAAAUUGAUACAGCUUGUGAGAUUCUGUAUGAAAGAAUGAAAUCAUUGGGGCCUGAUGUACCAGAACUUAUCAUUUUACCAGUGUAUUCUGCUCUUCCAAGUGAAAUGCAGACUAGGAUCUUUGAGCCAGCACCACCAGGAUCACGAAAGGUUGUUAUAGCCACAAACAUCGCAGAAACAUCUUUGACAAUUGAUGGCAUUUAUUAUGUAGUUGAUCCAGGAUUUGUGAAGCAGAAAGUGUACAACUCAAAAACUGGUAUGGAUUCCCUUGUUGUUACACCAAUCUCUCAGGCACAGGCCAAGCAGAGGGCAGGCCGUGCUGGCCGAACAGGUCCAGGAAAAUGUUACAGACUGUACACAGAACGUGCAUACCGAGAUGAAAUGUUGCCUACUCCGGUGCCAGAAAUACAGCGAACCAACCUUGCCACAACAGUGCUUCAGCUGAAGACAAUGGGCAUUAAUGACCUGCUACAUUUUGAUUUCAUGGAUGCUCCUCCUGUUGAAAGUCUUAUCAUGGCUCUUGAACAGCUGCACUCAUUAAGUGCUCUUGAUAAUGAAGGUCUUCUGACUAGACUUGGACGAAGGAUGGCUGAGUUUCCUCUUGAUCCCAAUCUUUCUAAGAUGCUAAUUAUGUCAGUUCACCUUAACUGCUCAGAUGAAGUGCUCACAAUAGUAUCAAUGCUUUCUGUGCAGAAUGUUUUUUACAGGCCAAAGGAUAAGCAAGCCUUAGCUGAUCAGAAGAAGGCCAAGUUUAACCAGCCUGAGGGAGACCACCUGACGCUUUUAUCAGUUUACAAUUCGUGGAAAAAUAAUAAGUUCUCCAAUGCUUGGUGCUAUGAGAACUUUGUCCAAAUAAGAACAUUGAAACGUGCUCAGGAUGUACGGAAACAACUUUUAGGAAUUAUGGAUAGGCAUAAGUUGGAUGUAGUCUCUGCUGGGAAAAACACAGUACGUGUGCAGAAAGCAGUAUGUUCAGGAUUCUUUCGAAAUGCAGCCAAGAAAGAUCCUCAAGAAGGAUACCGAACUUUAGUGGACAGUCAAGUGGUUUACAUCCACCCAUCAAGUGCACUUUUUAACAGACAACCAGAAUGGGUUAUCUAUCAUGAGCUUGUGCAGACAACCAAAGAGUACAUGCGUGAAGUCACAACCAUAGAUCCAAAGUGGUUGGUUGAAUUUGCUCCGGCAUUUUUUAAGUUUUCUGAUCCAACGAAGCUGAGUAAAUUCAAGAAGAACCAACGUCUUGAACCUCUAUAUAAUAAAUAUGAAGAACCAAAUGCUUGGAGAAUUUCAAGAGUCCGUAGAAGGAGAAACUGAAAUAUGUUCACUCUAUUCAUCUUAAGUUAUAAAGUGUGUAUAUAUUGUACAUAAUAGACUUCUUAUGCUGAAGACUGCAUAAUAAUGUACAUAUUUUGAAAUAAUUAUACUAUCUACUAUGAA